AUGGCUGUGAAUGGAGUUCAUAUUUAUUUUGUUCAUGCAAGUUACCUCCAAGUGACAAGAAGAAGACUUUGGCAGCAGCUUGAGAGUAUUAAUGAUGAAGUUCUGUGGCUAGUAAUUGGUGGUUUCAACUGUAUUCUGCGGAAUGAGGAUAAAAAAGGUGGCUUGGAAACUAGGACUUCAGUCAUCAAUGAAUUUAGUGAUUGGAUGGAAAACAAUAAUUUGUUUGAGGCUGAUUCGUUGGGGUGCAAUUUCACUUGGACAAAUGGACAGUCUGGUCAUCAUAGAAUUAAUAGCAAGUUAGAUCGUGCCAUUAUCAAUCCAGCUUGGCUAGCUAAAUAUGAGAAUUGGCGGCCUCAGCGUGCUCCUUUUCGCAUCCAAAAAAUGUGGUUUCUUCACGCAGAUUUUAUGCGAAUGGUGACUGAAAAUUGGAAUUUGCCAGUUUUUGGUAAUCCCAACUUUAUUUUCCCAUUCAAAUUAAAGAGGCUGAAAGUAGAGAUGAAGGCUUGGAAUUUUCGGGGUUUUGGCAACAUUCAUUCUCGGCUUAAGCAAGACAAACCCAGGUUCGAGAUGAUAGAUAGGAUUUCUGAUGAAGAUCCUUCAAGUAUCCCAAAUUUGAAUGUCAUGAAAGAUGCCAUGUCUACUCUUCAUGAUACUAAUUUGCAGCACAUUACUAUGCUUAACCAGAAAGCUAGGAAUAACUGGUUGGUGGAUGGCGCUAUCAAUACGUCCUAUUUUCAUAAAUGCAUUCGAACUCGAAGAAGUAGCAACGUUAUUUCUGAAUUGGUUGACAACGCAGCUACUGGGCCUGAGGAUAUUAUUGAGGACACUUUGUUCGAUUAUAAUCAUGAAAGUAUAUCUCCGGAGGAAAGUCUGGAGAUUGAUGCCACUCCGGAUGCUGAAGAAAUUAAAAAGGAUGUUUGGGACUUGGGUGUUGAUAGUGCGCCAGGGUCGGAUGGUUUUUUUGGGUGUUUUUAUCGACAAUGCUGGGAUGUUAUUCAAGAAGAUCUUAUUCAAGCUAUUACUUACUGUUGGACUGUGAAAAACAUUCCUAAUGGGUCGAAUUCUAGUCUUUUGAUUCAUUUGGCUAAGAAUGGAGAUGAAAUUGCAAGUUUAGUAGAUGGACCAGCAGGCAUGGGUGUACAAGGAAAGAUUGAAGUUGCAGUUCAAGUUGUUAGUGGUUCAGGUGGUAUUUUAGAUGGGCACUGCUGA
Molecule: messenger RNA, 1209 nt
Organism: Papaver somniferum (opium poppy)
Lineage: Eukaryota; Viridiplantae; Streptophyta; Magnoliopsida; Ranunculales; Papaveraceae
Exons: 4
Coding region: 1-1209 (402 amino acids)
Source: RefSeq, a predicted model, not a curated record